AUGAACCUCCCCUCCCCCUCCCUCCACGCUCCUCACCCCAAGAAACCAAACUUCUCCCUCCACGUCUCCCAACCCAAAUCCGCCUUCGCCGCCGGCUCCGCCCGCUGGACAAACCUCGACCUCGAUCCCGUCCCUCCCCACCUCCGGAAAUGGGGCCUAUGGUCUUUCGUCGCAUACUGGAUAUCCGACGCCUUUAACGCUGCGACAUGGGAGUUUGCUAGUAGUAUCUUGGCGAUCGGGUUGACGUGGAAAGAUUCUUUGGGGAUCGUGGCGACGGGGUUCACGAUUGUGAGUUUCGUUAUUGCUGCGAAUGGUGCCAUUGGGGCGAUUUAUCAUGCCCCGUUCCCGGUGUUGGCACGUGCGAGUUGGGGAUUUUGGGGAUCCUAUGUCGCGAUUAUCUCUCGUGUCAUCCUCGCCAUCUUUUGGUUCGCGAUUCAAACCAUGAACGGCGCAAACACCAUCCGUGUCAUGCUCGGCGCUAUCUGGCCUUCCUUCCUCACCCUCCACAACUCGAUCCCGGAAUCGGAGGGAAUAGCGACGAAUACCAUGAUCUCCUUCGUGCUCUUCUGGUUGCUCCAGCUUCCGUUUUUAUGGAUGCACCCAAACAACCUCCGGUUCCUCUUCCUCGCAAAAUCAAUCAUCGUCCCAAUCGCCUGGAUCGCGAUCCUCAUCUGGGCAUUCAAGUCCACCUCAGGAGGCGGCACCCUCUUUUCCCAAUCCGCCCCCUCGGUUCACGGCUCCGCAUACGCCUGGGGCUGGCUCUCGAGCUUGACCUCCGUGAUCGGAAACUAUGCAACCCUCAGCGUCAACAUGCCAGAUUUCUCCCGUUACAGUCGUAUCUCGUGGAAAUGGCAAAUCAUCUACAUCCCCGCCCUCCCCCUCGUCUUCACCUUCAUCUCCUUUAUCGGAAUCGCCGCAUCCUCCGCCGGUGAAGCAAAGUACGGCACACUCCAAUGGGAUCCCAUGGCACUCAUCGCUCAAUGGGACUCCCGAGCCUGCCGAUUCUUCGCGGCCUUUUCGUUCGCAUUGGCGGCGUUAGGUGUGAACAUCUCCGCAAACUCCUUGAGCGCAGCAAACGACCUCACAGCCCUCUUCCCCCGCUACGUCAACAUUCGCCGCGGUCAACUCCUCUGCGCCGUACUCUCGUGGGCUCUCGUACCCUGGAAAAUCCUCGCGAGCGCUGGUAAUUUUUUGAAUUUCAUGAGUGCGUAUGCUGUUUUCCUCGGUCCCAUCGCUGCUAUCCUCGUCUCGGAUUUCUGGAUCGUGCAUCGUGGGAAAUAUGAUUCGUUGGCGCUCUAUAAUCCGACAUCCAGAUACCGGUAUACCCAUGGUCUAAACUGGCGCGCCAUAACCGCCUUCCUCGUCGGCGUGAUCCCGAACCUCCCCGGGUUCAUCAACUCCAUCAACUCCAAAAUUCACGUCGGUGUUGGUGUUCACCCAUAUCAGUUCGGGUGGUUAUUGGGUUUCGUGGGGACGUUUGCCGUUUAUGUUUUGUUGAGUUUGGUGUGGAGGGCUGAGGAGACGUUUAUGGAGAGAGCGGUGUUGCCGGAUGAGAUUUAUGGGAGGGGGCAGGAGGUGGAGUUGGAGGGGGUGCCGGUUGAGGGGGAGAUGGAGAUUAGGGCUGGGGGGGAGAAGGGGAAGUGGGUUGAUAAGUUCUUGUGA
This is a messenger RNA of Saitoella complicata NRRL Y-17804, 1662 nucleotides long. RefSeq names its product uracil permease. Gene Ontology annotation, biological process: nucleobase transport; transmembrane transport. Lineage: Eukaryota; Fungi; Ascomycota; Saitoellomycetes; Saitoellales; Saitoellaceae. The record is from RefSeq and is a predicted model, not a curated record. Gene Ontology annotation, molecular function: nucleobase transmembrane transporter activity. Bases 1 to 1662 code for a protein of 553 amino acids. Gene Ontology annotation, cellular component: plasma membrane. The transcript has a single exon.